Messenger RNA from Lodderomyces beijingensis, 1434 nucleotides. Lineage: Eukaryota; Fungi; Ascomycota; Pichiomycetes; Serinales; Debaryomycetaceae. The record is from the annotation of a GenBank genome assembly.
AUGCUUCGACGAACGUUGGCGACAGCAAUGAGAAAUGGUUUCAAGUUUCAUCCCGAUUAUAAAUUCAAAUGUGGUCUUGAAAUCCACACCCAAUUAAAGACCAAGUACAAACUCUUUUCGUUAUCUAAAACUAGCUUCAAUGCUCCUUGCAACACAGAGAUCAGCUAUUUGGAUGUUGGACUACCGGGCUCUCAACCAACUUUGAAUCCGGAGGCGUUGUAUCUUGCCUUGAGAGCUGCCGUUGCCUUGAAUUGCAAAGUUCAGCCCGUGUCAAGAUUCGACAGAAAACACUAUUUUUAUCCAGACCAGCCGCUCGGGUAUCAGAUCACGCAAAAUUUCCACCCUCUAGCCAAGGAUGGGUAUUUGGAGCUAUCCGAGCUUGAUAGCGCCACGGGAAAGAUCCGAAUCGAGAAAAUACAGCUUGAGCAAGACACGGGCAAGAAACAUGGAGACAUUAUAGACUACAACAGAGCAGACACCCCGUUGAUUGAGGUGGUGACGAAGCCCGAUUUCGAGACAAUCGAGCAGGUUUUGGCAUUUGUCAAGAAAUAUCAGUUGCUCGUGAGGCAUUUCGAUAUAUGCAGUGGCGACUUAGAAACCGGUGCCAUCCGUGUCGAUGUCAACGUUAAUGUGAAUUCGAGCCCCAGAGUCGAGAUUAAAAACUUGUCAACUACUGGUGACAUUCUCGAUGCUUUGAAAUAUGAAUACAAUCGACAAGUUGGCGUUCUCCAAAGCGGAGGCGAACUUGAACAGCAGACUAGAAGCUGGGAUGGGUUCGCUACACACUUGUCGAGAAGCAAAGAGAAUGCCGUGGAUUACAGGUACGUUCCUGACUCCGAAUUACCCAAGAUAUACUUGGCUGAGGACAUUGCCCAAGAAAUUGCAUCCAUCAUGCCACAGGGCCCGGAUGAAGUUUUAAACAAGUUGACUCAGAAGCCUCACCUGUUGCAGCUCGCACAUGCACGGAAUUUGUUGAUUGAGCCGCAAAUGCUAAAGUAUUACGAGUCAUUUUUUGACAGUUAUAGCCAGGCCGACGCCAAAAAAUGGAUGUUUCAAGAGCUACUAGCUGGAUUCUCAAAAGAAGCAAAAGAGUUUGACCCUGAAGUUGUUAAGCCGGAGGCAUUGGCCGAGCUCGCGAACCUGGAUCUACUGCAUGUCUCCAAAAGGCUCGCGUUACGGCACAUGAUCCAGCAUGGCGUUAGCUUUGACAAAGCUCAAGCCCACUUGAACCUCUCAAAUUCAAGCGACGUGGAUGCUGUGCCGGUGGAUGAACUAUGCGCGCAAAUAAUCGAAGCUAACCACGAAGUCGUUGAAAGAAUACAAGCUGGACACAAAAACGCCAUUGAGGUUCUUGUUGGAAAGGCAAUGAAGAGUACAAGGGGACAAGUUCAAGCAAGCAUAUUUAGAGAGAAAUUUAUAGAGUUGUUGUUGUAG